AGGCCGUACAGUGCUGUCUAAUGUGAAGGACAGGGCAGCACAUGAGGAGUGGAUGUGUUCAGUACAUUUCUGCCACAGUGUGAAUUUAGAUACCCUUAGAAAUAAGUCCAAGUGGGUCAGUCCAUCAACACCUACACCAAAAGUUGAAUGGACUCUCGAUGAAGUUUGCUCAAGUUUGUUUAAACAAGUUUGUCUAAACGAAGAACCUUCAACAUGUUGAUCACCAAGAUUGAAGCGACGGAGGCGUGUGAUUGGCUGAGAGCUGCUGGCUUUCCCCAGUACGUGCAGUUAUUCCGAGAAUUCCGAGGCCCCGUUGAUGUAGGGUUGGCAAAAAGAGACCAUGACUUCCUGGACAAAGAUGCCCUGGACUCACUUUGCAGGAGAUUAAGCACUUUAAACAAAUGUGGUGAGAUGAGACUGGAGCUGCAUAGAUCAAAGAGACGGGGGGAGGAGUCUGAGGAGGAGGAGCCUGUUGCCAUCAGCAGCCGAUGGACCUAUCACAGGGAGACGCGUCGCUGGCGUCGCGAUGAGGGCCGGGACUUCCUGCGUUGCCCCGACAGCCCCGUUCGCCCAGAGACGCCCCCUUGUGACAUCAUCGGCGCCCGCCGCGAGGACCCGUCCUCCCACAGCAGCGGCAGCGGCACGGAGAGCGAGGGUCACGAGGGGCGCUGCUCCCCCUCCGACCCCCGGGAGACCAGCUCGUCACGCUGCUCCUCCCUGGACGAGGCGCCCGGCGAGCCCCCCUCCCCCAGCCUCAGCGGAGAGGGGGGCCGGGAGAGGCCCCCCAGGAAGAGGGGCCCCGGCUUGCUGAGGAGGAUGGAGAAGCUGAGGCUCCGGGGGGGGACCACCAGCCUGCGCUGUCCCCAGGGCCAUGGCCAGGGCCAGGGUGAGGGCAGGGCCAGGUUGGUGAUCAGCAGCCCAGUGCUCCAGGAGCAGAGUCUGGGGAGAGGCCUGGAGGUGUCCGGCCCCCAGGAGAAGGCCCCAGGCAGGCCCUCGCCCGCCCCGUCCACGCCCCGUCACUCCGGCAGCAGCGACAGCCCGUCGGAGUCCAGCAGUGCAGUCAGCACACCCAGCCCUGUCACUAGGGUGCGCAGUCACUACAAACGGACCCAUGCCCAGAACCAGGCCCAGAACCAGGCCCAGAACCAGGCCCAGAACCAGGUCCAGAACCAGGUCCAGAACCACCACAGGCUACUCCAGAGGGCUCCUGGCAUCCUGGACCAGGACUUGAAUAAUCGUCCCAACCAGCACGAGAGCCUGGUCUUCCUGGUCCCACAGGGACAUAAGCCCGGAACCUUCCCCAUAGCCCUCACCCACACCCUGCCCCUCUCCCCCAGAGACGACACCUCAGUCAACUGGCGUACCGGAAGCUUCCAUGGUUGCCGGGGGAGACGGGGAGGCCGGGGGGAGCAGGAGGCGGUCCGGAGCCCCCUGGCGACGCUCCAACACCGCGUCAGCGUCUACGACAACGUGCCGGCCCUGUCGCUAGGCGUGGCCGUGGGGCGGGAGGGGGGGGGCGAGGCGGGGGACGUGUUUGCGGCGCUGGACAGCGUCAUGGAGCGAAUCAGUGGCCUUCAGAAGCUGGUCUCCACCUGGUCCGAGAGCCUAUCGGAGGACGGGGAUUCUUCGGACUCCACCCGGGGCCCCUCCCCCUCGCCCUGGCCACGCCCGCCCCCCUCCCCCGACCACAUCCACUUGGAGCUGGGGGAGGGAGGAGGCACGGAGGGGGAGGGAGAGGGGGAGGACAGCCUGACACAGUCCAGUCUGCAGGCCAGGAGGCCGGGCCAGCAGCAGGGUGUGUCCAGUCAGCCCAGCAGUGCGCUGCAGAGCCAGCCUCUGUCCCGACUCCUCCUCCUCCAGCAGCUCUCCCUGCUCAAGCUCACCGCCCUCAUGGACAAACACUCACCCUGCAGCAAGCAAGGCUGGAGCUGGACAGUGCCCAAGCCCCCCAGGAAGACUAAGCUGUCAGAGGUGAAGGGCAGGAGGGUGUUCGGGGGCCCCCUCCUCCACAGCAUUCAGCACACAGACGACCCGCUUCCACCCAGCAUCCUCAGAGCCAUGGUGUACCUGAGGACAGAGUGUCUGGACCAGGUGGGUUUGUUCAGGAAGUCGGGGGUCAAGUCUCGCAUCCAAUACCUGCGCGACAUGGUGGAGGCGGACCCCGAGGGCGUGUCCUUCGAGGGCCAAUCAGCCUUUGACGUGGCCGACAUGGUGAAGCAGUACUUCAGAGACCUGCCGGAGCCUGUGUUCUCUGGAAGGCUGUGUGAGACCUUCCUGCACAUCUACCAGUACCUCCCCCAGGAGGAGCAGACGGCGGCGGCCCAGGCGGCCAUCUUGCUCCUGCCGGACGAGAACCGGGAGGCCCUCCGCAUGCUCCUCCUCUUCCUGCGGGACGUGGUCUCCAUGGUGACGGAGAACCAGAUGACGCCCGCCAACCUGGCGGUAUGCCUGGCCCCCUCCCUGUUCCACCUGAACACCCCCAGGAGGGAGAGCACCACAGCCAGGUCGAGCCACAGGAAGUGCAGUCUGGGCCGUCCGGACGCGAGGGACCUGAGUGAGAACCUGGCUGCCACGCAGGGUCUGGUUCACAUGGUGACCGAGGCCGACCGCCUCUUCCAGCUGCCAGAGUUCUGGCCCGGACAGGCCCUGGCCAGCAUCAGCAGGGAGUCUCUCCGGGCGGAGGAGGAGCAGGAGGAGGAGGAGGAGAGGGUGCGUCUGGAGCAGAGCACCCAGCUGCUCCUCAGGGAGGCCAGGAGCCGGGGCUGGGAGUCGGCCUCGGGCCCCGAGCACGUCGACCUGGCCUCCAAGAAGGUUGGCGAUGGCAGUCCCCUCCGGUUGUGGCGGGGGUUGGUGGAGGUGGAUGCCCCCCACGGAGACCUCCACCGGCGGCUCCUCCGGGAACACCGCCUCUGGGAGGGGAACCUCCAGAAGGCCGCGGUGCUCCAGACCCUGGCCAAGGACACGGAGGUCUACCGCUACCUCCUCCAGAGCAGGGACCACGGCCUGGGGCCCCGGCCCCCACAGGAGUACCUGCUGCUGAGGAGGUGGCAGUGUGACCCAGCGUCGGGACCCCUCUACGUGUCCUCCGUGUCCACGGAGCGCCCUGCGGUGGCGGGGGAGGGGGUCCGGGCGCAGGUCCUCUCCUGCCUCUACCUGGUGGAGCCGCUGGGAGCCAGGAGGAGCCGACUCACCCACCUCUGCCGCGCUGACCCCAGGGGUCGCACCCUGGACUGGCACCAGAGGGGGGCGGGGCAGCUGCUGGCCUGCGGCCUGCUGGCCAUCCGAGACUCCUUCAGACCCGAGCACAGAGACGACAAGAUAUAAGAACGGCCUCCGCCGGUCGCAGGCAGAACCAAAGGCCCGGGAACCUGACCAAUCGAGACGAUCAGAGUCAGGGGUAUGACGCCGGUAACCCCCAAAGAUAGCUGCUUCUCAUUGGUCAGGGAUGACCAUGGGGGCGCGACGGGAGAACCAGCCGGAACCGGAGCGCUCUGAACCACAGACAGACGGACGUUCGUGGAGGAUGUUGGAGACGAGACUCGUUACCUCAGGCACGGUUGUGAAUUUGUGCUGCCCACCCCUUUCCCCUCAGAAGUACGGGCGAGAGAGACUGUGUGCGAGUGAGAGAGAGGAACAAAGCGAGAAAGAAAGUGUGUGGGAGAGAUUAGACAGUGUAGAGGGAGAGGCUACGCUGGAUCAGGGCCGACACAACAGCCUGUCACCAUAACGAUCCGUCUGACUGUUGCAGGCCUGUUGCCUGGCAAGGGGGUCCCUGACACAGUCGUUCAGGCCUCGAGCUGUUUUCUUUUUUAAGAUUGUAAACCAGGUGACAGCUUGAUGAGCUAAUGUACCUCAGGAGCACAGACACCGGUGCAUCACUUUAAGACACGGUCGAGUAUCCAGGAAAUGUUUCUAAGACACGGUCGAGUAUCCAGGAAAUGUUUCUCUCUCUCUCAGGUUGAGAACGUUUAUUUUGCGGGCUUGACGUUGCGAGAGACUUACUUCCUGGUUCUUUACCCCUUUACUUGUAAGUUUGGCAUUUUAAUCUAUUUAUACAUUGUCAAAAGUAUAAUUUGCUAGUUAACUUCUUAUGUGUUUGCUAUGAAUCAACAGUGUGUUGCCUGACUGCUUAAUGGUAUUAUUCUCUUAAAUGCCACCAAAUAGCAUGUCUGCUGUUACCAUGGUGAUUAAUACUGUAUUUAACUUGAUGGAUGUUUUUCCUAUACCUUUACUGUACAUAAGCGUCAGUGCGUGGGUUAUUUAACUGAAUAUUUGCAUUCAAUAAUACAAAAGAGAUCUAUUUAAUAUGUCUAAAAGCCUUUAGAAUGUCCUCUAGUGUGUUAUCAAAGUUUAUGAGCGACAUCAACUAAUUAAAGCGUUGCAGUUCUCGAG
Hypomesus transpacificus is the source of this 4392-nucleotide messenger RNA. Its product is annotated as rho GTPase-activating protein 7. The transcript has 14 exons. Gene Ontology annotation, biological process: regulation of Rho protein signal transduction; actin cytoskeleton organization; signal transduction. Gene Ontology annotation, molecular function: lipid binding; protein binding; GTPase activator activity. Bases 214 to 3324 code for a protein of 1036 amino acids. NCBI's taxonomy places the organism in Eukaryota, Metazoa, Chordata, Actinopteri, Osmeriformes, Osmeridae. The record is from RefSeq and is a predicted model, not a curated record.